Penicillium atrosanguineum is the source of this 2256-nucleotide messenger RNA. RefSeq lists its product as uncharacterized. Bases 1 to 2256 code for a protein of 751 amino acids. The transcript is spliced from 3 exons. Lineage: Eukaryota; Fungi; Ascomycota; Eurotiomycetes; Eurotiales; Aspergillaceae. The record is from RefSeq and is a predicted model, not a curated record.
AUGCAGGGUCUCACCGGAGAAGAGUCAAGGCUUUUUGACUAUGGUCGUCUGCAUUUCCAAGGUUCGGCUUGGGUACGGCUGUGUGACCUUUCACUGGAGACCUCAAGUUUCGGUCGCUUGAUGGAUGACCGCAGGAAUGUCGCGCGCCUCGAGAAGAUUUUCAAAAUCAAAGGGUGCUUGCGCUUGAGCCAGGAAUACCAUAUACCUGUUUCGAUUGACUCCAAUGACUGGGAAAUUAGAGUAAGAAAGAGCUCAAUAGAUGGCGCCAUUCCUUAUCAAUUAAACGUGGACCGUGGAUAUCGGCUUCUUGCUCUCGACCAUGUGAAUGUUAUUCUUGCAGCUCGGAGCCAACUCGAGGGCUAUGAUCCUUGGUGGGUCGUCGAUGUUUACGUGACUGGAUCAGGCAAUAGUGAUCCCAAUAAUGCUAUGAGCGAGAAUCCUGGUCUCCAGAGAGAGUUCCUUCGCUGUCUUCGCGAACGGUUUCCCAAUGAUCGUCAACCGCCAGAUGGUCUGAUUUACCAUAAGAUUCGGCUUUAUUCAGGGAGUCUUGAUGGUGUUCGUAAUGUUCCAGCACUCAAGCAUUGGUGGUCUGUCUUGGAAAAUGGCUCAGGAAGCCGGAAACGACAAUAUCUGAAAGCAUUCUUCAAACGCAACAAAGAACUUGCCGAAGCUUUCGACUCACUUCUCCCAAUACCUGGCCUUUGGGCAGAUAUGCAUAUUGGACUUUUACACAAAUUAGGGGCGAUGAAAUGUGAUGAGCCACUCAUUUCCUAUUUAAAUCUCAUCAAGAAGACGUUUUGUGAAAUAAUGAACCACGACCUUACACUCUUGGCAGCUGUCGACGCCGUUUCCGUGCGCAAAAUCAGGUCUCGUGCUCCUGGUGUGUCCAGCCAAGAUUUGCAUUACUUGAAUGAAGAGAUGCAAAAAAAUAGGAUAUUUCCGUGCAUUACAGACCCUGAGCAGCGGGUUGGAAUUUUUGAGCGCUUUAAAGCCAUUCACUAUCCCAUUCCAACACUUGGAACUUUUUUCCAGGACAGGAUAUACCUCGAAGUUGGCCAAGCAGUGAUGAAAAAGCUGAUCCAGCCUCAACCUGAUAUUCAAUUGUUGACCAUUGACAGUUUAUUGGGAAGACAGCAUCAUCGCGCUGGAGAGAUGAGAUUACCAUAUCCGCAGGGGAUUGUUGGAGAUGAAAUUUUUGAUUUAUGGAGAUUUAGUCUCCAAUAUGGGUUCGAAAUGACAGGAAUUCAACGUCGAGUAGUCCGAAAAAUUGCUGAUAUGGAACGAGAAUCCGAUAACAGACAAUCUGAAACCACGCCGGAACUGUCAUCAACACUACGGCAACAUUUCUUUUUGUUGGCCCGCCACCAUGGCUUUGACGUCCCCUCUAUACCCGAAACCAGCCCUGAAAUGACAGGUCUACCAAUAACGAUACCUUGUGACUUUCCAGCAGACGCUGAAGACGACCUAGAAAUCAUAAGACGAUGUGGCAAACCUUUCACUGAUACUGUGAAUGCUGACCACUUUGCUCUCUCAAGAGACGCUUUGAGAGAUCCACCAGGGCAGCCCCGAAUGUCAGCGGUCUUUGUACGACAGGCAGUCUUCCGUGCUUUCUUUAGUUAUCUUAACGUCAUUACGAUCCAAAGCCCGAAUAACUCUUCAAAUGAUUUUCCAGGAGCAAGUAACAAUUUUACUUUCGAGGGAAUGGAGGACAUGGACUUGUCCACGAAUGAAAAUUUCAAUGUGCAUCCUGGCCACUCUGAAAACAAUGAGAGUAGCCUGGGCUACGGGAAUCUCAACCCGGGACAUGACGAGUGGCCAAAUGAAGUUGAGAUGACGCCGCCCUCAUAUUUCACGAUGCACAUUUCUUUGCCAGACAAAGCAGACGAAUCUUUUCGAAUGCCAAACAAUAAAACAGUGCUGGGUCAGUUCUUUGAGAGCUUGGAUACUCAGGGCUUUGAGAUUACUCGUUUAGGUGAAGAGCGGACACUGCCUUACGAUGAAUGCUACUCUUACUAUCUCGGAGGCCCCUCCAUACCACUGAAAGCGCAACCUAGAAGUGGUUGGGAAGAUGUAUCAGCUUGGAAAAAGAGGAGGGCAGCAGCUGGUGCUGUUUCCUUAAGCCCUGCUGAAGUCUGGUUCGAGGCAGAGAAAGCAAAACUGAAUCAAUCCGAGCCAAGCUUUCCUUCUUUUGCGCAGCGACAAGCUAAUGUGCAGCGAGCAGACAGUGAAGGGGAGUCAUUCGCUGAUAUUACUUAA